AGUCUCCCGGCCCGUCAGGAGUCGAGUUGUCACACAGCCCAGUGCUUACACAUCUAUACACCGAGUCGCAGAAGAGAGAGAUCAACUUCUCUUGAUAUAUUGAUACAGCGCCUCCGUACAAAACCGUCGCCCCCGAUUGAACUGUUAAAUCCCAAAAAGCGACACGACGACGUCUGAAGCCGCGAGCGUCGGUAGGCUGCGUGUCGUCGGUCUAUAGCGCCCACACGCGGAACAUCAGCAGCCGCAGCCUUUUUUCUGGGUUCUUUUCCCCCGCACAGCACAAGUAAAAAAAAAAAGGAAGAAAAAGUUUUGAUUCUACAAAAUGAAGACGACGACGACGACUUUCUAUUUCCUCGCCGUCGGUCUCCUGUUACUCGCCGCAUCUCCAGUGAGCGGCCACUUGGAGCCGGAAUUCGUGGACGCAGUACAGAACAUCACGGUACCCGUCGGCCGAGACGUCAAGUUCUCCUGUCACGUUCGACACUUGGGCACCAGUUACAAAGUGGCUUGGAUUCAUUUCGAACGGUCCGCCAUAUUGACGGUGUACAAUCAAGUAAUUACGCGAAAUCCUCGAGUCGGAGUGUCUCACGAGAAUCACCGGACGUGGCACUUACACCUGAACGAUGUCCAAGAAGCCGAUCGGGGACGUUACCUCUGUCAGAUCAACACGGCCCAGGCGAAAACCCAGUCAGCUUAUCUCAACAUCGUCGUGCCGCCGACGAUUGAGGACAGCGCCAGCAGCUCGGACGUGAUCGUGCGAGAAGGCAGCGACUUGAGCCUUACCUGCCAGGCUCGUGGGUCGCCGACGCCUUCGGUCAAGUGGCGCCGGGAGGACGGCCGCAAAAUCUCCACCAACAAGAGCUUCUCCAGCACGGAAGUGGAAGGCUCGAGCUUGGAACUGCAGAAAAUCAGCCGACUGGAUAUGGGAGUCUACCUCUGCAUCGCCUCCAACGGUGUACCCCCGACGGUCAGCAAGAGGAUCUAUGUCAGCGUCGACUUCCCGCCGAUGGUCUGGGUACCGCAGCAGUUGGUGGGCUCUCCACUGGGUGCCACAGUGACGAUUGAAUGUUGGCUGGAAGCUCACCCGGCUGCUCUGCACUACUGGGCAAGACCGGACGGCCAAGUCCUUCACGAUCCGACAAAGUACAGGAUCGAGAGCAUCAACGGAGUUACAGCCGCAGUCCAGCAACAGCACAUGUCCAACGGCACUCGCUCCUCCUACACGGUCUCCUCCAACAACGGAGGAUUUCACGACAAGAAAAAAAACAUUGCCGGAGAUGCCCCGUUCUCGACUCCCAACAUGAACCCAUCGUCUUACAUGACCCAUUUGAAAUUGACCAUUCGCCACCUGACCGUCAGAGAUUACGGACCAUACCGCUGCGUCGCCAAGAACCCGCGCGGAGAGACGGACGGCACCAUCAAGAUCUAUCAAACUGAUCGGACGGGCCACUUGGUGAAAACCGUCCAGCAGACCGGCGAAACGACCAAGAGUGAAGUCUUGACCAGCACAGAAUCGACGGAAGAUUUACAGACGGGCAAGCAGGUUGCAAACGGCAACAGCGCCGGGACAAAAAGUAGGUUCUAUUAUAUCUUUUCUAUUUUCAUAAUCUCCCCCCAGUUUUCUUGGCUCUACGUCUUUACUGAAAACUUUGUUAAAUAUAUCAAAACGCUAAUGCACACUUCAUUAAAACUCCGCCCACGUCCAAAAAGACAUGAGCGACGCUCCGCGCGAUUCCAGCACCAAUCUCUCUCGCCCCGUAAGUCACCAGAAAGAAGUUCCUUCUUCCUCGAGUCAAGGUGCGCCGGGAGUGACAUUCGGGUUAUUUCACUUGGCAGUGUUGCUGCUGCUGUGGACCCUCAAGUCAUCGCUCAACAGAUGAACGGGUUUCCAGCCGGGCCGACCCGAAAGAAAACGGAGAAAAGCGACAGUCUGUCACAAAAGAAGAAGAAGAAGAUAAAAAAAAGUUCCUACACACAAUAAUAAGUCGGCUGAGCCAAAGUGGCUUGUUUGUUUUGUUACGUUAUUUUUUUUUGUUGUAUCCCAAUCUCGACUCUCUGUUGUUUCAUCUUCUCGACGAGAGACGGCAUCGUGCGAUCAUCAAACGACAAGUGGAUCAAUAGAAAA
This is a messenger RNA of Daphnia pulex (common water flea), 2125 nucleotides long. Its product is annotated as lachesin-like. Gene Ontology annotation, cellular component: neuron projection. Lineage: Eukaryota; Metazoa; Arthropoda; Branchiopoda; Diplostraca; Daphniidae. The record is from RefSeq and is a predicted model, not a curated record. The transcript is spliced from 12 exons. The coding region runs from base 323 to 1981 and encodes 552 amino acids.